AUGUCGUUUCCCUGCCCAACUUCCUCAGAGGCUGUGUGGGCCGCCGCCGCCUCCUGCGCCGCCGCUUCCGCCGGUGAAUGGUCAGCGCUGGAGUUUGAACAGGGCCCUGAACCAUCUCAACGCCAUUUGCGCUCCCGGCCCCCACCUCCUUCCUCCAACAGCCGCUCGCUCCGUCACUCCGCUUCCCACAGGCCCCGCGCGGCCGUCCGACCCCACAGCCAAUCGCGCGGCAGCUUACUCAAACCGCCGCGCAGGCGCCGCUCCCCGCAUGCUCCGGCGCCCGCCAUUGGUCCGGCCGCGGCGCCCGACGGGAGUUGUAGUCCCGGUCCGCGAGGUCCCUAUACUCAGGAGCGGGGCGCGGGAGCGGGUGGCGGGAGGAACGGUCGUGACGGGUCUGACCUGCCCGGGCUCGGGAGCCACUUUCAGCUCCCGGCCCCGCCGGGAGACCCAGGUGCUGCGGGGGAGGGCCGGGGACUCAGUGCAGGCAGCUGUGUCAAUCGUUUCCCCCCCAGGGACACUCCGGUGUCUAGGGAGGAUGGGUUGUGCAGCUGCGCCAGGCCUGCUGGGGCCGCGGCCCGGGAGCGGGGAGGUGGGGAGCUGGCGGCUCGGAACCGCCCUCAGCCCGGCCUGGCGGAUGCUGGCCCAGCGCAGAUCAAUGUAUUACCUAUUCAGAAAGUUGGAAAUUUGGGGGUUUUCUGUCUUUUUCUUAAAGCUUCAGUGGGAAAACAGCAUUCUAAAAAAUAGAGCAAUCAGUUUGUGUUAAGAGGUACGUGAUUCAUCUGGCCCGGACAGCCCUGUUGUUGGGUGGGUGGUUAAUGGAGAUACACCUGGGAAAUUAGAAAACUAAUUGGUUCUAGUGAAAACCCCGCCCCUUCUUCCACAAAAGGAUAAUUUGCUUUAAAUGCACCCAGAAGUUACCAAAUUCCUCCGAUAUAUUCAGGAAACUCCGAAUAAAGAAAAAAAAAAAAAGUUCAGAAAUUCUGCAGCCCUUCCCAAUGGGAAGUUAAGGUGGAUUUUAGCAGGCUGACUUGUUAGACUUUUGCAAUACUGCUUACAAAAUUUAUAUUCUGACAUUUACAAUUUCCCAAAUAUCACAACAGUACUUUCUCUUGAUUGUUUCAAAAUAAAUCAACUUUUGAUAGCCUUUGUGACUGGAAGUUAUAACAGGUCUGCGUAUUCCACUGUGGACAGUAUGUGCAUGACUUGUAUUUGGGUCAGUUUUGUCUUUUUUAAAAAAAUCAACAUAGGAUCUUAUUUUAUCAGUUUGUUUAGAGAUUGCGAGCAGAGCAGAGGUGCUAGCUGCACUUACUAUAAUUAUUUAGAUGACAGAGUGGUGGGUGCUAAUUAAGGGGUAAUUAUCUUGAGAGGCAAAGGCUAAGAUCAAAAAGCCGAAAGUGGUGGAGAGACAAUUGCAGGAUCUUCCUGCAGAAGUGGUGCUGUGAACCCUCCUGGACCAAAGGAUGUAUUCUUUAUGACCUGGCCUGGUUACUUGGCUGGGUCGGUGACUCCACAUGAGGCUUAAGUAGAAGAGUUAAUUUUUUAUAGACAGAGACAAUCCAUGGAACCCAUUUAGGGGCUUUUUGUGCAGUAACUGUGUUUGCGUAGCAUUAAAUUCUUGCCACUCAAAGAGUGAUCCCAGGUCAGCAGCAUGGCAUAAUCUGGAAGCUUGUUGGGAAUACAGAAUUCCUGUCCCCAACUCCACUGAAUCAGAAUUGGUGCUUUUAACAGGAUUCCCCAGGUAACUGGUCCACACAGUAAAGGUGGACAAGCCUAUUUUUUUCAAGGAUACCUAUAGGUAUAUCUAAACUCUAAUCUUUUUUGUUAAGAUGGGGGAAGGAAGGAAGAGACCAUUGAGAACCUAUUAUACAACAGAUAUGAUGCCAGGCUCUUCAUUUGCAUCCCUGCUUGUUAUCCCUGUUUUACAGGUGAGGAAAUUGAGAGGUUGGCAUUUGCUCAAGGUAUGGUAACUAAUGAGGAAGUCAUACAUUUUCCUUUUUUUUUUUUUUAAGAUUUAUUUGUCAGCAAGAGAGUACACAAGCUGAGGA
Molecule: messenger RNA, 2045 nt
Organism: Lutra lutra (Eurasian river otter)
Lineage: Eukaryota; Metazoa; Chordata; Mammalia; Carnivora; Mustelidae
Product: translation initiation factor IF-2-like
Exons: 3
Coding region: 1-744 (247 amino acids)
Source: RefSeq, a predicted model, not a curated record